UUUACCGUUUAGGUUACCGGUCACCAUUGAAAAUGUGGAUCCCAAUACGGCGUCGUUGUCGCAAUCAACAGAUUAAGCAAUCCUGUGCCGCUGUGUGUGAAGACGACGGUUGGUUGUUCCUGCUCUGUUGGUAGAGAACGAUGAAGCUGCUAACACACAACAUGCUCACAUCGACUGUCAAGGGAGUCGUCAAUGGCUUCCCUCUCCGUAUCGAGGUGGAGAAAACGCUGGAGAAGCAAGUUGAUUUCAGUGCUGACUUCCUCAGGAACUUGUUCUACAAGGUCGACUGGAAGGCCCUCGUCGAAGCGGCGCAGACCAUGGGAUACGCAGAGCUACCGGAAGAGGCCCCUGACUCGACCGUGCUUGAGUCCGAAGAUUUCUUGAAGAAAUUUCAUUAUGCCCUAUUGGAGCUCCAUCUCGAAGAGGGCAAUCUGGUCUGUCCUGAAACAGGCCGUAAGUUUCCUGUUACUAAGGGAAUUCCCAAUAUGCUGCUUCAUGAAGAUGAGGUUUGAGAGAUAUCUUUCUGGUAUCUUUCUAGUUGUUGAAGUUAGGCCGGUUUUGAUGAAAUUAGGGUUUCGUUUUUGUAAUUUAUAGACUGGUAUUCUUGAAGUGUUUUUGAGAUAAAUGCGGAGAAGAAUUCAAUUUCAAAUCUUGCCCUUUUCUUUUAAAGUUUAAUGUUCAAUAUUUAACAUAGUAUAUGUCCCAUGAUUUUGUCUCGAGUACUAGCUUUGGGCAUACUCAUUAGAGUAUCAUAUCUAGCUUAUGAGUUUGUACUUUGUAGCAAACUCAAAAUUUUCUUAGUAAAAGUAUUAGUUUAUCAGUGCUUA
This is a messenger RNA of Tripterygium wilfordii, 827 nucleotides long. RefSeq names its product multifunctional methyltransferase subunit TRM112 homolog A-like. The transcript has a single exon. The coding region runs from base 141 to 512 and encodes 123 amino acids. The record is from RefSeq and is a predicted model, not a curated record. Lineage: Eukaryota; Viridiplantae; Streptophyta; Magnoliopsida; Celastrales; Celastraceae. Gene Ontology annotation, molecular function: protein heterodimerization activity. Gene Ontology annotation, biological process: peptidyl-glutamine methylation; rRNA (guanine-N7)-methylation; tRNA methylation.